Messenger RNA from Anthonomus grandis grandis, 2272 nucleotides. RefSeq lists its product as uncharacterized. Gene Ontology annotation, biological process: fatty-acyl-CoA biosynthetic process; long-chain fatty acid metabolic process. Gene Ontology annotation, cellular component: mitochondrion. Bases 203 to 1945 code for a protein of 580 amino acids. The transcript is spliced from 9 exons. Lineage: Eukaryota; Metazoa; Arthropoda; Insecta; Coleoptera; Curculionidae. Gene Ontology annotation, molecular function: long-chain fatty acid-CoA ligase activity. The record is from RefSeq and is a predicted model, not a curated record.
UAUUUAGUCGUUUCAGCGCAGUGAAGUGGGUACUACUUCAAGCAGGCGUACCGUGUCCACCGAGCGGUAAAAACCGGCUGUUUAUGGUGCUUAUAGGCUAAUUAUACAAUUUCUCCCACGACGGGAUUUACUUUAAAAUUCGUUUAAUUAACCUCCGAUUAAACAGUCGUGUCCAUUAGUUUAUUGAGAUCAAACACGGAAAAUGUCUGGUUCGGUGAUGAAAACGUUUAUAGUUUGCACCAAACUGAAGGAGGUCAGGCACAUACAGAGGCGAUGCCUUAGUUUAAGUUCAUCCAGCUGGAAUAUCAGAGACAAUAUUCUUUAUCAUCCUAGACCGGUGGAUAUUCCUAAUGUUAGUUUGACGGAGUAUAUCUUUUCGAAGAUUGAGAAUUAUGCUGACUUUACUGCAUUUGAAUGCGCUUUAACCCAUAGAAAACUAACCUUCGGUGAAGUGAGAAAAGCCAGCAGAAAUUUAAGUAAGGCCCUUCGAAAAAAAUUGGGAUUAAAAAAGGGAGACGUGGCCCUAAUUUAUUUUCCAAACUGUCCCGAAUUUCCCGUUGCUACAUUGGCGUGUUUGGAAGCCGGAAUUGUGGCUUCAACUGUAAAUUCAUUAUACACACCCGAUGAAAUCUCUAGACAGCUUAAAGACUCCCAGGCUAAGAUCAUCAUCACGUGUCAAGAAGUAUAUGCAAAUGCGGAAAAGGCUGUUGCAAGUCUUCCGGGGAAAAUACCAAUUAUUUGUGCAAGGACUAAGUCCGACCAAUCACUACCACAAGGCGCGAUAGACUUCACCGAACUAACAAACACUAUAAUAGAUAUUCCCGAUCUAGAUCCACCGAGUCCAGAUGAUAUCGCAAUACUUCCUUAUUCCAGUGGAACCACCGGGCUACCCAAAGGAGUAGAAUUAUCACACCGAAACAUCGUAUCCAACUUGUGUCAGUUGUCUGAACACGAGGUUGAUUUUAUAGAAAAAGCGCAUGGAAAUUUUCAAGAAAUCACCCCCGGAGUCCUCCCGAUGUUUCACAUAUACGGUUUUACAAUCACCACCUUGAACGUAAUGACCAAUGGAGCUAAAGUACUUACUUUACCCCGAUUUACUCCAGAGACGUUCGUGAACACUUUAAAAGAACACCCUAUUACAUUGAUAUUUUCUGCCCCACCAUUAGUUUUAUUUUUAACGCAUCACCCGGAAGUGAAGAAAGAAUAUUUGAAGAGCCUCAGAUCGAUUAUGAGCGGGGCUGCUCCUUUAGGAAAAUUAGACGAAGAACAAUUUUUACAGAAAGCAGGAAAUCACGUUUAUAUGUCUCAAGGCUAUGGAUUAACAGAAACAUCACCGGUAGUAUCAACCACAUCAAAAAGAUUAAGACAACUUUAUAAGGAGGCAUCGAAUGGUUCGGUGGGUAAUGUAAUUGCGAAUACCGAAGUAAAAAUUGUGAAACCUGAUGACCAGACCGGCACCCCAUUGGGACCAAAUGAAAAUGGAGAAAUUUUAGUUAAAGGUCCCCAAGUAAUGAUUGGUUACCACAAUAAUCCGGAGGCCACCAAAAAUGCAUUUUUGGGAUCAUGGUUAAAAACAGGCGAUUUAGGGCACUAUGACGAAAACGGUUUAUUGUUUAUUACCGAUCGUGUGAAAGAGCUUAUUAAAGUUAGAGGUUUCCAGGUUCCACCAGCUGAAUUAGAGGAAAUAUUAAGAAGUCAUCCAAAAGUCAGUGAUGCUGCCGUAAUAGGUAUUCCCCAUGAUAUCAGCGGCGAAGUGCCAAGGGCUUAUAUUAUCCCUAAAGGGGAAUUGAAGCCAGAGGAAAUCUACGAUUUUGUUGCGGAAAAAGUAGCCAAGUACAAGAAAUUAGAUGGGGGCAUUGAAUUAGUCAAGGAAAUACCCAAGAAUUCCGCCGGAAAAAUCCUAAGGAGGCAACUGAAACAAAAAUAUUUGAACGAAAACCAAUAAGAGAUUAAAAUGGUAGAGCUAAAUUGGAAUGGGAAUUAUAUAGUUUAAAAAAAAAUUUUAAUGUUGUAUUAUAUCGUUGAUUUUAGGAUGAAUAUGUGACGUUUUUUCUUAUAAAUGUUAAUCUGUAUGUGUUGUCGUUGUUUAAAAUUUGAAUGUUUCAUUUUCUUUAUAUCAGUUGAACUAUUGAAGCGCCCGAAACCUUUGGGUUUGUAACUUAAAUUUCUUUAUAAAUUAGUGUUUGAUAUAGACGAAAAAUUAGGUCAGACGGUUUGAUAAAAUUUUUUAUAUGAUAAAAUGUCUUAAAUAUACAUUGUUUUCGAGUAUUAA